AUGGCUGCUCCCGGGGCGCUUGCUUCUACAGUGGUCCCUUCGGACUUGUGGCCCUCCUUGGGCGAUUUUCUGCAGCGCUUCCCCGAAGUGCACGGCACCUUCACAACCAGCACAUUCCCUGACUUUGGGCCUGCGUGUCCUCCCUCGUUCUUUCGCCGCUCCCUCGCCGAGGUCGGCCCUUCUGUGUUUGAAGUACAGCACGGCAACCAUGGCGCUUUUGAGUGCAUCGCUAUGGUGCUGGAUUUUCUUUCUUCUGAGCCUUGCCACCGGGUCAAGCGUGGCCCUGGCCGUUCUUUUCUCUGUGCUCCUUUCUCAGGGGAGCUUGCUUCUGCUUCGGCUCGGGCUUGGGCCCGAAUAGCUGAGGCUGUUGACAUGUGGAACUCCCAGCCUCCUGUCACUGCCGGGGAUAUGGGCAGAACUGCAGUUAAGGUCGAGAAGGUUGAGGCCCAGGUCCGUGCUCUGGCUGUGGUCGACCCAAGUGCUCGCUGCUCCUCCCUCCCUGACCUGAACCUAGCAAAGGACGUGGAGGUUUCUCGGGUUAGCCUGCCUCGCAGCCGGCCGGCUUUCGACCCGGCUCCCUUCUUGGACAGGGAUCUUCGCUCGCUGUACCUUAGCCCCAGCCUCCACAGCGUGCCUCUUGAAGAUGCUCCGGCCCCUCCUCCCCGCGUCACUUUCAGGUGUUCCUCAAAAGAUGCCCGGAUGGAUUUGCUGACCGCUUUGGAUGCUUCGGGCCGCCUUCGUCUCUUCAGAGGGGACCUGCAUGACCAUCGCACCGCCUGCGGGCUGUUUGCAAUCCCGAAAAGCACUGAGGCCGAUCGGCUGAUAGUCGAUGCCCGCCCGGUGAAUUUGGUUAUGGCCUCCGACAUGACUUGGCUCGGCACCAUGGGGGCGGCCACUGCAUUGCUUCGGUUCGAGCUGGAGGACUCUGAACAACUUUACCUUUCGGGGGACGACAUUCGUGACUACUACCAUCAAUUCCUGACUACGGAGGAUCGCUCCGCUCACUAUCGAUUUGUGGGCUUCUACUCCCCUUCCUCCCUGCAGCACCUCUCUUGCUUCACAGCCGACCUCUUACAAGCCCCUUGUGUUAUUGCAGCCUUAAACUGCAUGGCCAUGGGAGACGUAAAUGCUGUGUCGAUAGGGCAAGCGAGUCAUAUCGGCUUGGUGCUGGGGGCCGGGGUGGUCUCUUUUGAGCAGUUGGUGUGUUUGCGAAACCCCCCUCCUAGGCAGCCUCUUGGGCUCGGUGUCAUCAUUGACGACUUGAUUGUCAUCGAAAAAGCUGCCAGGGGACAGGACUUUGACCCUCAGACUUGCCACAGCCCUCGCAUCGUUGCCCGGAUGCAUGAGGUCUACUCCUCAGCUCGUCUGCCUCGUCACGAGAAGAAGGGUUUCUUCAUGGAGAGCCGGGCUUCCUUCUGGGGCGCCGACGUCCUCGGCGAUGUGGGGCUUGUUCGCCCGUCUUGGUCCCGUCUGUCCCCGCUUGUUUCUCUGACCCUUGCUGUCUUAGAGCUCCCAGCCUUGACGGUCUCGCUCCUUGAGGUGCUUGCGGGGUCUUGGGUUUCGGUGCUUUCUUUCAGGCGCCGCGCGCUUUGCUUGCUGGACCAGGUCUACUUGCUGCAGCGAGGCCGUGGCCGUCAGGACUUGGUCGAGAGCACUGUCGCCCUUCGAGUUGAGUUGUUUUCGCUGUGUGCUCUCGCGCCCCUCAUCCGCACCGACCUUCGGGCUAAGUCCAGCGGGCUUAUCGUUGCUUCGGAUGCUUCAGACAACUUGGGCGCCUAUGUCACCUGCCGGGUUGCUCCUUGCCUGACGCGUGAGCUUCAGCGCCACGUCCCAACAAAGGGCCUUUGGGCUCGGCUCCUUUCUCCUUCUGACAGCCUGCUGAAGCGCCGUGGCUUCUUACCUCCUGAGAGUGAGCUGCCUGGCCAGGUGUACCGCACGAGCCCUCUUUGGACCCAGCUUGCUCAAGCUCUCUCCUUUCGUUUAGGGGCUGUGUUCCGCAGACGUCGUGCUGAUCACAUAAACCUGAAGGAGAUGGAUUCCUACUUGGCCGUCGAGGCGGCCCUGGGCUUCCGUGACUGGGAGUCUUCUCGCUCCCUUGCCUUACUGGACUCUCAGGUUUGUUUGGGAUCUCUCCUCAAGGGGAGGUCAGCUUCUUUCUCCAUAAACCGUCGCCUCCGUUCUGCACUCGGGGGUCUUCUUUUCUUCAAUCUGCAUCCUUCCUGUGCUUAUGUCGCUUCGGCUGACAACCCCUCCGACGAUCCCACUCGUCUCGUGCCGUUGCGACUCCCUGCUAUUCCUGAGCCUGCGUGGCUUCGGCUUGCCGAGUUGGGGGACUUCUCUGCCUUGGACUCUUUCCUAAAGGAUUGCAACCUGCACCCCCUUCAGGUCCAGGGUUUCGACGUUCUUGCUGAGAAGUUCGCCUCUCGUGACACUGCCCCUGGCUUUUACGGCGAGUCCUCUCUUACAGGGCGGGACCCCAGUCCUUCUGCAGCGCCUCAAAACCCCGGGGCUGACGGGCUCCCAUCCUCUGAGGCUCCUGGCCACUGCAGCCCUGGAUUUGGGCCUACCGUUCGUUCCUUCCUGCAAAGCUGCUCAAAACGGCAGUUCCUUUGGCCAGCCGGCCACCGACCGCCCGCACAAGCCUGCCCUACGGCCCCAGGCUACCUGUGCCUCUACUCGGGUUCAAGAGGUGUGGCAAAGGCUGCCGUCAAGGCAGGUUUCCCUUGGUCUCUCACUUUCGACUGGCUCCACGACUCACGCCAGGACUUGCUGGAUCCUCGGUUGCAGGAGCUUCUGCUCAAAAGCCUCGAGGGCCACGCUUUUAGUGCAGUCGGCCUCUCUCCGGGGUGUCCGACCUUCAGUGCUGCUGUUCGCCCUCCCCUUCGGAGUCGGGACCAUCCUACCGGUCUUCCAGAUCUCCCUACAAGCUGCCUUUCCCGAGUCUGCCACGACAACAAGCACUGCACGUUCGUCGUUCGUGUCGUUAAGGUUGCUGUUAGCUUAGGGGUCCCGGUUUGGCUUGAGAACCCUGAGGGAAGCUGGCUAUGGAAGCAACCCGAGGUCACUGACUUGGUCCGGAGCUGCCAUGGCCUAGGCUUUUGGGUCUUCGACUGCUGUCGCUUCGGUUGCAGGUGGCGCCGCCGCACGUGCAUCCUUACUACGACUGACCUGCAGGGCUCAAAGCUGCUGUGCUCAGGCUGCGCCGACCACCUCGUGCUCCGCGGGCGCGUGGCUGGGACAGCCUUGAACUGGACGAAGGUUGCCGAAAGCCUUCCUCAGCGAGCUUGCGAAGUUUUGGCGAGGGCCCUUUGGACUGCCGUCACUAGGCCGGGUGCUUCUGUUAGCAGCUGCGUGCGCGACGACGCCGACCACAUUGGUGAGGCAAAAGUGCCAGGACCACGGAAGCCUCUUCAAGCCAGGCGCGGCUCUCUCUUCGACGUCGAGCUGGUGGAGCAGAGGACCAUCUCACUUAGAGCACGAGUUUGGGGGGCUUUCGUCGGCUGGCUAAGGGAGAAAGUCUCAAACGAGGCUGUCCUGGCUCUUUUUAGCUGCCCCCCGCUUCUUGCUUUGGUUUUGCGGGACUACGCCGACGAGCUCUACAAAACUGGUGCUUCGCUGGGCUCUUACAGACAGCUGCUGGCGCACGGGCAAAAGCUCCUUCCUUUGCUGAGGCCACACCUUAAACCAGCUUGGGAAAUGGUGUCUCGCUGGGAGGAGAUCCAGCCGAUCUGCCAUCGCACUCCCAUGCCGGAGAUUGUCUUGAAGGCCAUGUGCGGCCUUGCUUUAGCUUUGGGCUGGAAGAGGAAGUCUGCUAAAGUUCAGCAUGCCAAGCUCGAUGACCUGGUUUGUCUACAGCUGGCCGCCUGGCUUUGGCAAGACCUCCCUUCAGGUUCUCUGAGGGCCGGGGGAGCCAUCGCCGCCUUCCAGAAAGGGCUCUCGGUCAACGACUUGCUUUGGCGGAUGCAACAAGACGGAGGAUAUCUGCUGCUUCUCUUCUUUUUCCUGCGGUUGUAUCGGGCGACUUAG
Symbiodinium sp. CCMP2456 is the source of this 4026-nucleotide messenger RNA. The record is from the annotation of a GenBank genome assembly. NCBI's taxonomy places the organism in Eukaryota, Dinophyceae, Suessiales, Symbiodiniaceae.